AUGGACGUGUUGAUGCUCCUGCUGCUGCUCUUUGGGCUGUGGGUCGGGCCGGUGUUGGCUCAGGUCCGCCACCCUUUGCCCGUUCUGUGGAUGAUGCCGGUCAGCUCGGGAUGGGGGGGCAACCUGACGGCCGGCGUGCCCCCCGCUGUCAGACUGGCCCUGCAGGACCUGAAGAAACAACCAGCGCCUCUGGGAAACUACGAGAUCCAGCUGCAGCUGCUGGACUCACAGUGUGAAGCGCCGUCGGCUCUCAAAGCUCUGUUUGAUGCCAUGUGGUCGGGACCAAAGUACUUGCUGCUGUUUGGAGGAGUGUGUCCAUCUGUGAUGACGCUCAUCACUCGCUCUCUGCCAGCUCUCAACCUGGUGCAGGUGUCCUUUGCAGCACCGCCCCCCAACCUGUCCAACAGGAAGUGGUAUGGGAACCUGUUCAGCACGGUGCCAUCAGACCGAGUUCUGAACCAGGCCACUGUGAAGCUGCUGCAGCGCCACAAGUGGAACCGAGUCGCCAUCAUCACACAGGAAGGACUCCGACGCUCAGAGAUGAAGAAGGAUCUGAUUAGACAGCUGAUGAAAGUCGGCGUUCAGGUUGUUUCCACUGAGAGUUUCUAUGAUGACGCCUGCAGCGGCCUGAAGGAGCUGAAGGAACGUGAUGCUCGAAUCAUCAUCGGACAGUUUGAAGAUGAUUCUGCAUCUGAGGUUUUCUGCUGUGCCUACAGACUGAACCUGUUCGGGCCGCGGUAUCAAUGGAUCGUUGCUGGUGGAGGAACAGCUGGAUGGAGGUUCGGUUGGCAGGCAUCUGGCUGCACAGCCGACAGUCUCCUGAUGGCUGCAGACGGGUCCUUCAGGCUGCAGAUCAGACAGCUCAGCGACACAAACACAGCAGGGGUCUCCGGACAGACUCCUCAGGAGUACCAGGAUGCCUACCUCAGAGAGCUGAUCCAGGAGAGGUCAGAGGUCAGCCCCCUCCACGCCUAUGCCUACGACGCCGUUUGGGUCGCUGCCAAAGCUCUCAGCCAGGUGAUGGAGGCGGUGAAGCACAGAGAGAAGUACAGCAUCCAGAGAAACGUCACCGUGGGCGAGGAGGAAUUUCAGAGGACGCUGCUGGAAGCCGUGAAGCAGACGCAGUUUGAAGGAGUGACGGGUCCAGUUUCCUUUCGAAAUGGAGAGCGGAUGAUGUCGAUCGAGGUGACCCAGUUUCAAGGCAGCAGCGGCGUGUUAGUGGGAGAGUUCAGUACCAACACUCAGCAUCUCAGACUCAUGAACCACCUGCUGAAGUUUAAGGGUUCAGGACCAGCUAAGGACCAAACUGAAGAGCGUCCGCAGCAGCGUCGUGUCAGCCUCCUCCUGUACAUCAUCGUGUCAUCAGUUGCCGCGGUAACCAUCAUAAUCACUCUGACCAUCCUCUGCGUCAUCAUCAUCAACCGCAAACACUGGCUGCUGAGGCGGAGCGGUGGAUCCCAGGAUGAGCUGCUGCUGCUGGGCAUCCUGCUCUCCUCUGCCUCCAUCCUGAUUUCCGGUCUGGAUGAAGCAUCACUCUCUGGCAUGACACUUGAGAUCCUCUGCUCUGUUCGUCUUUGGAUUCUGUCAGUUGGACACACUGUUGGCUUCUCUGUGCUGUUCAUUAAAACAUGGAGGGUCUAUUCCACCUGCUGCAUCAACCAGAAGCCAGCUGGCUGUGUGCAGCUGUGGAUGUUACUGUUGGAUGUGUUUGUUUUAACCUCCUGGCAAAUCCUGGAUCCCCUCAGACGAGUGGUGAUUCAGCACAGAUUAGAGAGCGACCCUGCUGAUCAGGACGUGAUCAUCCGUCCAUACUCUGAACACUGCAGCAGCAUCAACAUGGAGCUGUGGCUCACUGCUGUCUACGGAUACAAAGGACCUCUGCUGGGUCUUGGAUGUUUCCUAGCCUGGAGCAUCAGGACUGUGAAAUCAGAUCAAUCUGCACUUCCUGGUGAACACCUGACUCUGUGUAUGUUUGCUGUGACGGUGUUCAGCGUGUCGGGGGUCACAGGAUCGCUGCUGACAUCCUACAAUCCUCCUGUUCAGUUCUGUCUGAGCAGCGCACUCAUCCUCUGCUGUAACAUCUUCAUCCUGAGCUGGCUGUUUGGAACAAAGCUUUUAUAUAUGUGGUCAAAUGGCAGCGAGCUACAGAUUGAAACUACAGAAGAAGACACUGAAGAACAGCAGAGGAGCUUAAACCAGCAGCUGAAGAGUCAAACAGCAAAGCUUGAUGUAGAAAUAGAAACCAUCACCAUGCAACUGUCUGAGACUGUGUGUGCAGUGGACAAAACCUCAGAGGAACCUUUGAGUCCAGACGCAGUCAACUCUCCAGAACAUGUGGAACGCCGUCUGUCCAUGCAGCUCCUGAUCCUCCAUCACUCCUACCUGCCCUACAUCGGUGGCGUCAGCGCCAGCAGCUCCAGUCUGUUUGGCAGCAGAGAGGCCUUCGUUCACUCAUGACAACUUCCUGUAAACCUGGAGCCACUGCUUUAGCCUUCAACUGUUCUGCAACAGAGGAUGUUGGUCCUGAUUUGUUUGGUUUUUUUACAUUAUUGAAUAUAAAAAUAAAUAUUGUACGAUAUAUAGUCGUAGACCUUCCACCAAACUGCCAUUAAAAUAUUGAUUCUGUGAUUGUGA
Molecule: messenger RNA, 2634 nt
Organism: Scomber japonicus (chub mackerel)
Lineage: Eukaryota; Metazoa; Chordata; Actinopteri; Scombriformes; Scombridae
Product: gamma-aminobutyric acid type B receptor subunit 2-like
Exons: 19
Coding region: 1-2457 (818 amino acids)
Biological process (GO): G protein-coupled receptor signaling pathway; gamma-aminobutyric acid signaling pathway
Cellular component (GO): membrane; G protein-coupled receptor heterodimeric complex
Molecular function (GO): G protein-coupled GABA receptor activity
Source: RefSeq, a predicted model, not a curated record